Aureococcus anophagefferens is the source of this 756-nucleotide messenger RNA. RefSeq lists its product as hypothetical. The record is from RefSeq and is a predicted model, not a curated record. Gene Ontology annotation, biological process: cellular response to oxidative stress; hydrogen peroxide catabolic process; response to reactive oxygen species. The annotation marks the transcript as partial. Lineage: Eukaryota; Pelagophyceae; Pelagomonadales; Pelagomonadaceae. The transcript has a single exon. Gene Ontology annotation, molecular function: heme binding; peroxidase activity.
GACCCGGACAAGGGCCCGACGUUCCUGCGCCUCGCGUGGCACUCGUCGGGCACCUACAGCAAGCUCGCGGCCGACGGUGGCAGUAAGGGAGGCACGAUCCGCUUCAAGGAGGAGCUCGCGCACGGCGGCAACGCGGGCCUGCCCAAGGCCGUCGCCUGGCUCGAGCCCGUGAAGAAGCAGUUCCCCGGAGCGAGCUACGCGGACAUCUUCACGCUCGCGGGCUGCGUCGCGAUCAAGGAGGCGAACGGCCCCGUCAUCCCCUGGAGCGCGGGCCGCGUCGACGAGCCGGCGUCCGCGGUGACGCCCGACGGCCGCCUCCCCGCCGCGGACAAGGGCUCGCCCGACAAGACGGCGGCCCACCUCCGGGACGGCGUCUUCUACCGCAUGGGCUUCGACGACCGCGAGAUCGUCGUCCUCUCGGGCGCGCACGCGCUCGGCCGGUGCCACCCGGACGCCAGCGGCUACGACGGGCCCUGGACGCCGACGCCGAACCUCCUCACGAACUCCUACUACUCGCUCGUCCUCAACACGAAGUGGACGCCGCGCGCCUGGGACGGGCCGGCGCAGUUCGAGGACCCGAGCGGCAAGCUCAUGAUGCUCCCGUCGGACCUCCUCCUCCGCGACGACGCCAAGCUCCGCAAGUGGGCCGAGAUCUACGCCGCGGACAACGCCAAGUUCCUCGCCGACUUUAGCGCCGCCUUCAACAAGCUCGAGGAGAACGGCUGCACGGGCCUCACGCCCGUCGACUGGGCCUGA